Anolis sagrei ordinatus is the source of this 5361-nucleotide messenger RNA. It is a transcript of the gene PAFAH2, whose product is annotated as platelet activating factor acetylhydrolase 2. The record is from RefSeq and is a predicted model, not a curated record. NCBI's taxonomy places the organism in Eukaryota, Metazoa, Chordata, Lepidosauria, Squamata, Anolidae. Gene Ontology annotation, molecular function: 1-alkyl-2-acetylglycerophosphocholine esterase activity.
GAGGCAGCCAAUGGGCUGCUGGCUAAGAAGGAGGAAGUGAAACUGGGCGCUGGAGGUCCCGCUGGCUCUUUCCCAGCCAGAGCAAAGCCCAAGGCGAAGGAAGAGAGGAGAGAAUGGGGGUGACCCAGUCUUUGGGGCUGCCCCGGGGCCAAGGCGCCUUCCCCGUCGGAUGCACGGACGUCAUGGUGGGACAGAGCCCCAAGGGCCUCUUCUUCCGUUUGUUCUACCCCUGCAUCCCUCAAGAUGGCGCCGAGGAGCCUGCCUGGAUCCCCCGCUAUGAGUACUAUUAUGGGCUGGCCGACUACAUGAACAUGAAUAGGAAAUGGUUUGCCCCGUUGCUCAGCGUGACAUUUGGGUCAUGCAAAAUCCCGGUGAACUGGAAUGCUCCUUUUCGAUCGAGUAGCCACAAAUAUCCACUGAUCAUAUUCUCUCAUGGCUUAGGAGCAAUUCGAACGGUGUAUUCUGCCAUCUGCAUCGAAAUGGCUUCCCGUGGGUUUUUGGUGAUGGCGCUGGAACACAGGGAUCGCUCUGCUUCAGCCACAUACUUUUGCAAACUGGAUCCUGAAUCGCCCGACCUCCCUGGGUCUCAGGUGAAUGAAGAAUGGCUCUCCUAUCGAGGGGUUCCGAAGGACCAGAAGGAAUUUCACUUCCGAAACCCGCAGCUCCAUCAGAGAGCAAACGAAUGCAUCCGGGGACUCAAGCUCUUCCGGAGCAUUGAUGGCGGCAAGACUCCUGUCAACAUUUUGCACACCGACUUUGAUCUGUCUGCGCUGAAGGACAACAUUGAUCUGACCAAGGUUGCUGUCAUGGGCCACUCAUUUGGAGGAGCAACGUCUGUCCUCGCCCUGGUCAAAGAAGCGCAGUUCAAGUGUGCUGUUGCUCUCGACGCCUGGAUGUUCCCCUUGGAGAACUCCCUGUAUCCCAAAGUGACCAAACCGGUCCUCUUUGUCAACACAGAAUCCUUCCAGACUCCUGAAAGUGUGACCAAAAUGAAGAAGAUCAGUGCCACGAGCAACGAGAGCAAGAUUAUAACAAUACUGGGCAGCGUCCACCAGAGUCAGACCGACUUCACUUUCCUGGCAGGGAAUCUGGUGAACAGGCUCUUCCAAACAAGAGGCACCAUUGAUCCUUAUGAAGGCCUCCGAAUUACCAACCAAGCCGCUCUUGCUUUCUUGCAGAAACAUCUCCAGCUGAAAGAAGAUUUUGACCAGUGGGAUCCUCUUCUAGAAGGAAUCGGUGACUGCAUUGUUCCAGAUAGUCCUCUGCAAAAGUCCAGCCUCUAGACACAAAAAUACUCUUCCUGCCAGUGCUUUUGGACAACUGUGUUCCCCCAAGAUGACCAUCUUGUACUUAUAUAAUCACUGUCCAGGCUCAGUACUGGCUCACACUUCCAGGGAGAUUUUUUGCUGAGAUGCUUCCCUAAACAGAGUCAUCUUUCCACCAGUUAUUAUGAUCUGCUGUGUAUGCUUCUCUGAGAUUAUUUAGGGGAAUUGCAAUAAGGAUUGUGGUCUUGGUGGUGUCAGGGGAGUGGACGGUCCUCAAGCAAUUUUGCACAAGAUCCCACCAAAAUGGAAAGGGCCAGAAGUCUGUUGUGGUAGCCUUUGGCUUCUUUGCCUUCCCGCCUCUGGAAUCACGGCCCCUUUUUGAAUUAUUGGUGUUACACAAGUUGAAGACGUCAUAAUUUUGUCUUCUUGCCAAUUUUUAAAAUGUCUACUCUGUUGUACAUUCCAUGCACGAGGCUCAAGACACUGCAUAGAGGCAACAAUCUAUUGACCUCUUCACUAGAAAGGAAUUGAGAGAUGUAUAUAUAGGAAAAAAGACCCCAAGCAUUCCUAUAAAUACAUUCCAGAAUGGGUUUAAAAUAUCUCAGUAUCACCUUAGAUUGAACACUAGCAUAUAGGAAGCACUGCUUGAACACCAAGCACAAAGUAGCUGCACAGAAUAACUGGUUGACACACCUCCAUCCCCAGAGGAGGACCCUUGAUGGCAAACACCUCUGUUUUUUCUGAAUUGAAGUCCAUAUCUGGAGGGCUGAAUUGGGUCAAUUCCUGGACAAGACCCCCCCCCCCCCCCGGCCUUCAUUUGCCUUCACAACCACCACUCACAAAGAGCUUUAUAUGUGCUGGUGACCUUGGCCUAACAACACAAGCAAAAGACUUUGAAACAGUUGAAAUCCAACUUACUGUUGCCUUGAAAGAUCUCUCCAGCUACUGCAAAGAUAACCAGCUGAAGCCUAACCCUGCCAAGACACAAGUGUGUGCUUUCCAGCUACGCAACCGUGAAGCCAACAGGAAAUUGAAAGUCACCUGGGAAGGUCAAGAGCUUGAACAUUGUUUCCAUCCUAAAUAUCUCGGUGUCACCUUAGAUCAAAUACUAGCAUAUAGGAAACACUGCUUGAACACCAAGCACAAAGUAGCUGCACAGAAUAACAUCCUGCGGAAACUUACUGGCAGUACAUGGGGUGCAGAUCCAAAAUUUGUAAGAACAUCGACCCUGGCCUUGUCUUACUCAACUGCCGAGUAUGUCUGCCAUGUUUGGCAUAGGUCUGCCCAUGCAAAGCAGGUGAACAUAGCAUUGAAUGAAAAAUGCAGAAUAAUCACAGGAUGUCUUAAACCUACACUUGUUGAUAAACUCUACAAGCUAGUUGGCAUUGCCCCCCCCCCCCCAUGUGCAACGGGAAGUUACUGCUAAAUGUGAGAGAAAUAAGGUUGAACACUGUGAAAGCCACCCACUACAUGGCUACCAGCCUCCUCCCAGUAGACUCAAAUCAAGGAAAAGCUUUAUGAGAACUACCACUCCCACUCAGCAAUAGCAAGGGUAUCCCUCUGGGCAGCUAAAUCAGGAAACCCCAGUUGGAUGGCCCCCAUGAGGGGCAAACCAAGAAUGGACAACUUGGAAGUCUCUGAACAGACUCAGAAGUGGAGUGGGCAGUUCAAAAGACAACCUGGCAAAAUGGCACUACUUAAAAGAAUCCCACACCUUGUGCGACUGUGGAGCAGAACAGACAACUCCGCAUCUGUAUGCUUAUCCACUAUGUCCUGCCUCAUGUACAGAGGAAGUAUUGUUGGAGGCUACAGACAAUGCCCGUUUUUGGUCAAAAGAUAUUUAGCCGCCUGCGUUCCUUCUAUUUUUAUCAGCUUUAUACUAAUUUAUGCAAUUCUUUUGAUACAAAAUAAAUAAAAUAUCCUCAAAUGGGUGGAAAGCUAUGCAAAACAUUCCCACUAGUGAGACAGGGGAAAAAUGUAAAACCUAUUGUGCAAAUGGAUACAAGUCAUGGAGAUUUUUGACAAGCCAAAAAGUUAGGUUUAAACGGAGAGAGAGGUGAAGUGAUUGCAGGGGAAAGCAGAUUAAAUUUCCCACUGAAUGUUGCGUCUUUGCCAGUGUUUCAUGUGAAAGGGCCCCAAAUGGUCACUGUUCUAUAAAAAAAUUCCCUGCCUUUGCAUUUUUCAACCACUUUUAUAACUUGGUUCGAGAUGUUCUGGUCUUCUUUCAUUCUCCUUCGUCCCAUGACCUCCAGAUGUUUGUGGACAUGCACACAACCACAUAGUGUAAUCUCCUGCGAUGGCUUGCACAAAAUUUCAGAUUUGAUCGGAACUUGUAUCUGUUUUGUUAAAUUUGAACAUAUGAAGGUGAGUUUCAAGGCAUGCAAAAAGGUGAGGGAAGAAUUUAGAAUUUAAAUCACCAUUUUUUCAUAAAUAUUCUGUAACAUUUAGUUGUCUCCCAACUAAAUGUUUAAUUUUCACUAUAACCAUUAAGCAACGUUGAUAAAGCUGCUUUUAAAAUCUUUAACCCCAUCUCCGCCAGCGCUGCCAUAAGGGAGGUGCUGUGAGCAUGGCUAAUCACAGCCAUCUUAACUGUAUUUGGGAAGACCAUGCCCCCAAUGGUAGAGAUUGCAAAAGGCCCUGCCAUAAACUACAUUACCCAGUAUGCCUCAGGAGGAGAAUGCACCAAUCAGGAGAGAAGAGAGAAAAUUAUCCCUUCCCCUUAGGUAGUUUUUCAGAAAACUUUUUAAAGAAUUCCUUAAAUCAGUAGAUAUAUUCAUAUUUCUGAAAAUUGUGGGGGGGGGGGUGAUCCCCUGUUAUCUUGUGUCAUUGGAUAGAAACAUCAAGGAGAUCGGUCUUGUAGUUUUUAUAAAUCUGUUUUUAAAAACUUUUAAAAAUCACAAAAAAACCCAUGAAUAAGUCAAACAUUCUGAAAUUUGAUGGGCUUAACAGUGGUAAAUGUGUUCUACCACUGUAGCAAGUUUCACAGGGAUAUCUCAAACAAUGAGAGAAAGAAAAGCCCCUGAAUUUGCCCACAGCCAGUGAUGUUUUCUCUGUUGCACUUUUGCAAGUGCCAUUAACAAAGUGCUUAUUAAGUUUCGUAAAGUUUUGAAAUGUUUACCCCAAAAAUUCAGAAAGGACUUGAGAAACGAAAUGCCAGCGCCCCCUACUUUUGAACACACUUUAGAGUCUUUUUUUUUUUUGGAUCGCACAUGCCUACUACCUCUUGUAUAUCCAGCAUAGACCAAAUGUGCCUUUGGGAUAUUAUUAAUGGCAAAGAGGGCAUGGGGAGCAACUGCAACUUGAACUGCACUUACCUGAGCCUCAGAGGAAGGCAAGACAAAGCUCUGAAUGAACCUUGCCAAGGAAAUUCUAGAAUAGGAUUGCUACUAAGUUGGAGCAAUUUGAAAGCACUUAACAGAAACCCUCUCUGGGGGGUUCAAAUGCACCUUAGUAUUGUGCCUUGUGAGCUCAUCACUCUCCUCCAUCCUGGAUGAAUGAACAUAGGUUGCAGUUGCGCAGCUUUUUGGAAAAAAGUGCUCUUUACCACAUAGUUUGUGGUCGAAAUAAAUGGAUGCACAAUACAGAAGAAAUGUCUUGCCAUUACCCCUGAAAGCAUUCAGAGAGUUGAAUGGAAAGACCUGGUUUGGUCUCCAGCCUAGUACCAGGGAAGCAGGCUCUUGGAGAACACAACUCCCAGUAUCCACAGGCAGCAGGCUGACUGGGAAUACUGGAAUAUCUCAUACCCCAAAGCCACCUGAACUUGGGAGUAAUGCUCACGCUUUUAGUGCAUGAAAUAACAACCACAUUCCUUCUCCAAGCAUUUUGAUAGCCAUAUUCCUACUUGCGUGGGUGGAAGAGGGAUGGGUAGCAUAUUUGUACAGGUCUCGUCAGGCUGUACUUUGCUGCCACUUGAGCCCUUUUUCCAUCUCAGUCAAGUGCACAACCCUCAACAAACAUGUGAAUAUCUCUCAAAUGCUGCUGUUGUGAUGAUUUGUGUCCCUCAAAAUGAAUGCUUGUGUUGAUUUUUUUAAUGAAUAAGAGUGCUAUUUUCAUUAGAAAUUGCUGUUUUGUGUAACACGAUUAUACUAUACUUUUG